UUUCAAACACCAGUUGACAUCUGGCCAACCCACAUUCGAUUAGAGCCAUGGAUGGACACGGAUGUGCGCGGAUGCUUACAUUGUUAUUGCUUCUUGUUGUUUUUGUGUUCACCAAGAUAGCAGACUGUGCCAACAGCCAGCCAUUCGUGUAUCUUCCCGGGAGGCAUAUUUGUGCGAUGCAAAAGACAGAGAAUAACGGCCAGCCAGCUUAUCGUUCCUAUUGUGCUCCGCAGCUGCAAACGUAUAUGCGAAACUGUGGUGGACAUAUGGGAGACAGGGGUGGCUUCUGCACAGGAUACAGGACGAUAUACAGGACAGUUUACAAAACUGUUUAUCGCAGAGCACGCAGCUCAAAAAUGCACUUCAUGUGUUGCCCUGGAUGGAAAAAGGAGCCAGCCUCUUUUGGAUGUUUAAAACCUGUUUGUGAAGAAGAUUGCCAAAAUGGCGGAACUUGCACAUUGCCGAAUCGAUGUAAAUGCCCCAAGGGCUUUUCUGGCAGAACUUGCUCGGAUGAUACGAACGAGUGCCAGGUAGAAAAUGGAGGAUGCUCUCAAACAUGCAUUAAUUCUGUCGGAUCUUAUAAGUGUGAAUGCAGUGAUGGAUACAAAUUGGCAGAAGAUGGAAAAAAGUGCAUCGCUUGUCUUGAAUGUAGUUCAUCAUGGAAAUACCUCACGUUGAAAAUAGAAGCAAUGGAAAAGGUUGUCGCAGGGCUCUCAUCCCUUAUUCACAAAAAUCGCACCAAUCGAGUUGACACGGCAGAGCUACGCCGAGUAGUCUCCUUGGCUCACGAUGAAUCCUCCCAAGACCUGGAGGUUAAAGAGCUUAGAGGAGCAAAGGGAGAAAAGGGAAAGCCUGGAAUUAAGGGAGAAAAGGGUGCCGUUGGGGAAGUUGGGCAAACUGGUCCCCAAGGACCACCAGGAAAGCCAGGACCGCCAGGGUCUCCAGGAAAGGACGGAUCACGUGGCCCACAAGGAUUUGAUGGAAGACCUGGGGAGCCAGGACUGAAGGGGGAGAAAGGUCCACCAGGAUUAAUUGGCUUGAAAGGUGAAAAGGGUGAUAGCGAAGUGAGUGAGACAGCGGGAUUAUCCAAAGUUGCAAUGAAAACAUUAGUGGAAAGAGUUGCGCUGCUGGAAGCAUCAUUGUUACGCUGUGGAUGCGAGUCUAUGACAGCUGACAGUAUAUUCUUAAAAAGUUUAAAGAACAAAGGAGCUACAAAAACUGUGAAUGUCUCAACCAAAAUAAAUAAGAAUGUGAUGUCAAAGAAAAAACUAAAGGGCGAGCAACAAAUUGUUGAUGAAAUGAAGAGUAUUAAAACUGACGUUCCAGCUAUAAAAGGAACAAUUACUGCGCGUCCAACCAGGAAACUUGGAAAAAUGGUAACCACUAAAAACGUCGAAAUACCUAUGAGCACUGAAAGUAAUACCAUUGACCAUUUUAAAGGACAGAAGGCAGAUUCUAAAGUGGAUAACUAGAUUCUGUUGCAUGGAAAACCACUUAGUUUAGUUGACAUUAAGAUAGUUUGGAAGGCAUAUUUAUUUAGACAGUUUUGUUAACUGCAUUAUGCUUUUUUGAAAGAUACUUUUCAUAAAGAAACAUCUGAAAACUUAGACCUUUUAUGCUCCUACAAUACAAUACUUUCCUAGCAAAGUUGGAGGCCUUCGUUUUGUUUGUUAAUGAUAGCUUAUUUGAGAGACUUGUUUUGAAGAUGUUUUUCUUAUUCUGAAUUUUCAUUUUCCAUUCGAAAUUUUUUGUGGCAUUUUGCUCUUUAAUUAUGCUCUUUGCAUUAUUUCUUUUCAUCGUUUCCAUCCCACAGAUAGAUGCUAUAUAAACUUUCCAAUUGUUAGCUUUCCAAUUUUUACAUAAAUCAUAUGGAAAGUCCUUACGAUUACUUAAGCUAGAGAAACUAUAAGAAAGAAUAAAGUAUUUGUUUUUGAAAUUCCGUAAUAGGUUUUCGUUUUCAAAGCAUACAGCGUUUUAUAUCAUAGUUGUGUAGAAAAAUUUUUCUAAGUAGUUGUAUAACUGAAAAUUAAAAUAUUUUAAUUGCUAGUUUUUAGAGCUAAAUUUGUUUAAAUACAUGAUUUUGAAUGCUGUGUACAAGAGGUGUAACAUUGUGUUAGUUCCACGACUAACGGCUUUGGAACAUUAAAUGCAAUGUUUAAAUGAAGCAUGAACCUAUCGUCUAAUUUACAGAAAUUUUGAACAUUGCUUUAAAUAAAAAGUUAGUCGAGAUUGCCAGUAACCGCUUUUGUUGUUGCAAAAGAAGAUAUGUUUAAAGAUUGGAAAAAAGAAAUUCCAUGCAGUAAAAAUGCAUUUAUUCAGGAAGAAAGCAUUCAGUGCCAUUUGUAUGUUUAGACUCUCGGAAUUAAGACCUUUUGUAUGGCAUUCCAUUUUAUUUCCUAUUGUACGAAUAAAGUUUGACUAGUUCCUGUAUUUGGAAAUUUUUAAGUCGUGUUUGACGUCUUUCUCCAAUUCAUAUAUUUCAUCCUUAAUAUUUAUUUUCCGUUGUGGAUUUUGUAUAUUUCAUUACUUAAAGCUUACGUCACAUACUGUGUCUAUAGACAUCUUUCGUCUGUUAUUUUUUAACAAUUAUAGUUGUUGUUGUUACUCUAAUGCUAUUCUUGUAAUUGUAGGAAUGUUUGCUGCUGAGAGAAUUGUGUUUUGAUCAAA
This is a messenger RNA of Rhopilema esculentum, 2667 nucleotides long. RefSeq lists its product as uncharacterized. The record is from RefSeq and is a predicted model, not a curated record. Gene Ontology annotation, molecular function: protein binding; calcium ion binding. NCBI's taxonomy places the organism in Eukaryota, Metazoa, Cnidaria, Scyphozoa, Rhizostomeae, Rhizostomatidae. Gene Ontology annotation, cellular component: extracellular matrix.